Messenger RNA from Fonsecaea erecta, 1896 nucleotides. Its product is annotated as arginine-tRNA ligase. The transcript is spliced from 2 exons. Lineage: Eukaryota; Fungi; Ascomycota; Eurotiomycetes; Chaetothyriales; Herpotrichiellaceae. Bases 1 to 1896 code for a protein of 631 amino acids. The record is from RefSeq and is a predicted model, not a curated record. Gene Ontology annotation, biological process: mitochondrial translation; arginyl-tRNA aminoacylation. Gene Ontology annotation, cellular component: cytoplasm; mitochondrion. Gene Ontology annotation, molecular function: arginine-tRNA ligase activity; ATP binding.
AUGGCAACAACGUCGGCCGAAGGUCUAUAUGGCUUCCUUAAAGCCAUGGGCAUUGAAGAUCCGAGCUUUGUGUCGGCGAAACCAGAACUUUAUAGCAAUCCACUUGCAAUCUACUUCUCGCAUCUGACGGAACUCAUCGUCCAACUCACGGAUUGUGAAAAGCAUAUCGCCUACAAGUCAAUUGUAUGGGCAAGUGAUAUGACCCAUCUGGUGGUUGUGGCGCCUCGUCUUCGACUCAAGGGCGUCGAUUCCGAAGACCUCGCCGCCGACUUACAGCAAAGGUUCCCAGCUUCACCUCUCUUUGGACAUCCCGUCAACGAUGGGAUCAACCUCUUGUUUUACUUUUCGAACACCAACCUCGCCCAUUUACUUCUCUCCUAUGUCAUUGACCGUGGCUCUUCAUAUGGCAAUAAUCUGUUUACCGAAAUCCCAGCCGAAAAUGGAGUAGGGGCAAAGGGGCAAAAGGUCAUCGUUGAGUUUUCAUCGCCAAACCUUGGGAAAGCGUUCACUGGCCUCCACCUGAGAAGUACAAUCGUUGGUACAUUCGUCGCCUCUAUCUACGAAAGGCUGGGUUGGGACGUGACCAGGAUGACAUUUCUCGGUGACUGGGGCAAGCAUGUUGGACUUCUGGCGGCAGGCUGGGCGCGGUUUGGGUCCGACGAGCAAUUCGAGGCUGAUCCCCUACGACAUCUGCUUGACGUGUAUAACCAGAUUGAAGACCUCUUCAAAAAAGAGCAGGAGGCUGCGAAGAAUAUUUCUGACGGGCAAGACGUCACCGACGUGAGCCACGAGAUUGAAGCAGAGAGAGACGACUUUUUCAAAAAACUGGAGGACGGCGAUGAGGAUGCUCUUGCCUUGUGGAGAAAGUUCCGCGAGGUCUGCAUUGCACGGUAUACCGAACUCUACGCACGCCUCGGCGUCAGGUUUGACGAUUACUCGGGUGAAUCGGAUGUCUCUCACGAAGCCAUCGAAGAGGUCGAAAAUGCAUUGAAGGAGAAGGGUGUGUAUAGGGAGAGCGAUGGCGCUUGGGUGAUUGAUAUCAAUAGGAACGACGAAAAGCACGGGUCGGCUAUUGCGCGGUUCCGUAAUGGCACGACGACUUAUUUACUAAGGGAUGUUGCCGCGGUCCUUGAGCGGAGCAAGAAAUAUUCUUUCGACAAGAUGAUUUAUGUGGUCUCGGUACGACAGACUACACAUUUUCAGCAAGUGUUUAAGGUCCUCGACUUGAUGGACCGCUCCGACCUGGCGCAACGACUCGAUCACAUCGGCUUCGGCGACGUACAUGGUCUCUUGCCGAAGGAAGGGACAAGUGGCCUUCUCUUGGGUGACAUGCUAGAUCAAUGUCGCGAUGCAACCAAGCUGGCGCUGGACGCAGAUGAAGAGACAGCCCAGCUGUUUUCAGGGGACGACCCGUCGCACGCUCUGGAUGCCUUGGGUGCCACCAAUCUUAUGGUGGACGAUCUAUCAACCAAACGCGGCGGUGUGUUCAACUUUGACCUCACCAAUCUGGCCAACGAAGGAGACUAUACUGGCCUGAACCUGCAAAAGUGGUAUACAAAGGUUGGCUCGAAACUCCGCAGCGUCGAGAUCGAUCGUGCAGAGCUGGAAAGUGCAGAUUACAGCGUGUUCGAAGGUGAGGACAAUACCUAUGCCGACAUUCUCAGGCUCCUCGUCCAGUUCCCGGAUAUCAUGAAGACAUCCUUUGAGAGGCUGGAGUCGUCUCAGGUUUUGACAUUCCUAUUCAACAUCAUUGACCUCUUGCCAAACACCUGGGAGGCCGAGGCCGAGGCUGCAGACUCCACUCCGAGCCUUGCCAAAUUGGCCUUCUACAAAUGCUGCCACAUCGUGUUGGAAAACGGGAUGAGGGCUCUGGGGCUGAUGUCUCUGACGGAUUGA